This is a messenger RNA of Rhinocladiella mackenziei CBS 650.93, 465 nucleotides long. RefSeq lists its product as uncharacterized. The transcript has a single exon. The record is from RefSeq and is a predicted model, not a curated record. NCBI's taxonomy places the organism in Eukaryota, Fungi, Ascomycota, Eurotiomycetes, Chaetothyriales, Herpotrichiellaceae. The coding region runs from base 1 to 465 and encodes 154 amino acids.
AUGGGAUCCAUUCACCCUGCAAAAUCGUACGAUGUCGUCGUCGUGGGUGCCGGCUUCAGCGGAAUGUGGCACCUCUACCAUCUGAGGAGGGCAGGAUUUUCAGUCCGCGUAUUUGAAACAGGCUCGGACUACGGUGGAACCUGGUAUUGGAACUGCUAUCCAGGCGCGCGAGUGGAUACCGAAAUUCCUGUUUAUCAGUUCACCGAGAAGGCAACAAUGGAUGAUUGGAACUGGACGCAACGACACUCUGGACGGGAUGAGAUCCAGCGGUAUUUCCACCAUAUCAGUCGAGUAUGGGAUCUGGAUGGCGAUGUAUCCUUCAAUUCGUACGUCACAUCAAUGGUCUGGGACCCCUCAGACAAGUCAUGGCUCGUUGAGAUUGGCGAUUCUGGAGAAAUAUACCGUGCACAACAUAUUAUCAUGGGUACGGGAUUUGCGGCCAAAGCAUAUAUCCCCUCUUAUUAA